Molecule: messenger RNA, 192 nt
Organism: Belonocnema kinseyi
Lineage: Eukaryota; Metazoa; Arthropoda; Insecta; Hymenoptera; Cynipidae
Product: choline dehydrogenase, mitochondrial-like
Exons: 1
Coding region: 1-192 (63 amino acids)
Molecular function (GO): oxidoreductase activity, acting on CH-OH group of donors; flavin adenine dinucleotide binding
Source: RefSeq, a predicted model, not a curated record
AUGGGACCUAAAGAAGAUCCGGGCGCUGUAGUUGAUCCUAGAUUGAAGGUUUAUGGAGUUCCAGGCCAUAGAGUAGUUGACGCAGCUAUAAUGCCUGAUGUUACAAGAGGAAAUACUAAUGCACCGACAAUGAUGAUUGCAGAAAAAGCUGCUGAUAUGAUCAAAGAAGAUUGGUGUGAAAACGCAAAAUAA